AUGCACUACUCUCAGAUUGAAUUCGGCUGGCGUGCGACCCAGAAGCUCAGCGCCGGGGCCUGCGCCUUUCUGCUGACCUUCGCUCUUUUGGGGCUUUGGUGGGCCACGCGAGGGGGCCCCCGAAGCACCAGCCGCGUCGUUGGAACUGGGGCACCUUUGAAGAGGUCGUUGUCCUCGGCUCUGAAGGAGCAUGGCCAGGACCUCGUACAUCCAUUCUCCGAGCUCAACUUUGUGCUGCUCUGUGCCGCGUACUUCUUCUUUUUCUGUGGCUUCACUGUGCCCUACACUCAUCUGGUUUUCUAUGCCCGGGAUGUCCAGGGCUACCAGGAUGCACCCGCGAUGAUGGCCAGAAUGGGAGCAGCGAGUAUGCUGGGAUCACUUGCCUGCGGCUUUCUCCCGAGCUUCUGCCGCGCGUCGGCGGUGCUCAUGCUCGUGAUUGCCAUCCUCAGCCUGACCAUUAUCUGUCUUCCUUACUGCCACGAUGCCAUGGAGCUGGAGGCCUUUGCCCGGCUCUUUGGGACCUUCGCAGGUAUACGUCUCGGGGUGCAGAGCCUUGUGGUGGCCGAGUUUUUUGGCGGGGAGAGGCUGCCUCACCUCUACGGCCUCGCGAACCUUCCCAUGAGUUUGGGCUCCUUGGUGGGGCCAUCGGUGGUGGGAGCCAUCUACGAUGCAACGGGCAGCUAUACCCUGGCUUUCUGGGGUGCCGGGAUGCAGAUGCUGGUGGCCAUCCCACUGCUCAUCUUGGUAAGAUGCCGAUCUGGUUCUGCCAGAGUGGCGGUUGCUGUCAAGUAG
Molecule: messenger RNA, 792 nt
Organism: Symbiodinium necroappetens
Lineage: Eukaryota; Dinophyceae; Suessiales; Symbiodiniaceae
Source: the annotation of a GenBank genome assembly